AUGACUCCAAAAGUGACGCAAAAGCAACAAGAGUUACAAAAAGCAAACUUAAAAAAAAAACAUAAUGAAGCUACGGCAACUCCAAAAGUGACGAAAAUUACUGAGACAGCAAUACACCAAAAUCUACGACGAUUCCAAAAGCGAUGUGAAAGCAACAAGAGUUGCAAAAAGCAAACCGAAAGAGAAAAACAUAACGAAGAUUACAUCAGAAAUGAUACCAAAGCUACGACAACUCCAAAAACAGUGAAAAUUGCUGAGACAGUGAUAUACCAAAAUCCACAACGACUCCAAAAGCGAUGCGAAAGCAACAAGAAUUACAAAAAGCAAACUGAAAGAAAAAACAUAAUGAAGGUUAGUACCAGGAACGAUACCAAAGCUACAGCAACUCCAAAAUCUACGAUGACUCCAAAAGCGACGCGAAAGCAACAAUAG
Molecule: messenger RNA, 432 nt
Organism: Dentiscutata erythropus
Lineage: Eukaryota; Fungi; Glomeromycota; Glomeromycetes; Diversisporales; Gigasporaceae
Source: the annotation of a GenBank genome assembly